This is a messenger RNA of Glarea lozoyensis ATCC 20868, 1653 nucleotides long. RefSeq names its product Cysteine proteinase. Bases 1 to 1653 code for a protein of 550 amino acids. The record is from RefSeq and is a predicted model, not a curated record. Gene Ontology annotation, biological process: protein desumoylation. Gene Ontology annotation, molecular function: deSUMOylase activity. NCBI's taxonomy places the organism in Eukaryota, Fungi, Ascomycota, Leotiomycetes, Helotiales, Helotiaceae. The transcript is spliced from 3 exons. Gene Ontology annotation, cellular component: nucleus.
AUGAUGAACAGUCACAAACGGAAGGCAGAGCAUCAACUAUCACCUUCAUCGGUUGAUGAGUUCGAGUCCGCGACCUGUGACGCUUUCUCUACGCCCAUUAUGGGCCUUGUGCAAAGUGUAUUGUCUGGGUUGGGGCAGGGGCUUCGCAAGUCCUUCACUUGGUACCAGCCAACGCCAUCUGGAGAAAGGUCUAUCAACUUAGGCUCUCCCUCUCCAGGCGCCGGUCCUUCCUCGAAUUCGAAAAUUAAUAGCUCGGCCGCUGUCAAGCGUCAAAAGGUACAAAGACACCAUCCCAACAGACCACAUUCAAACGUUCGCGCGCCGCGGGAAAUGGGACUACCAAUACUGGACUUGGAUGAGGCGAGAGAUGAGCUUGAGGCUGCGCAAAUGAUAAACAAGCUUUUCGAGCCACAGCCUUUUGGAUUUUCAAGGAGGAGGUCGGCUGGAUGCGAAGAAGAAUCCCAACGAGCAUAUGGACAACGACAACAAGAGCAACAACAAGUACACGAGCGGCAAAGCCGAUUUCGUAGAUAUUCUGGAUCUCACCACCCCAGGUCGCCGGCAGCGCAGGCUUCUCCGCAAAGUUCCUUUGGCCAAAACGAUAGACGAAGGCGAAAAACAGCGAGUAGCUCCGUCCCCCCAAGUACAGCUUCUGUACACCGAAACACUGCUGAAACCCCUGCUUUGCUGUCUGAAGAUGACGAGUUGUCCAGACGUAUGAAAGAACUCCUCGGCGAGGAUAACAAGGCCGUGGAUUCCAAAGAUGGUAUGAACAUGUUUAGCCCAUCUGAACGGAUGCUCCAGAAGCGCAUGAAGCGAGCAGAGGAGAGAAAGGCCAGGGAAUUAGAAGCUGCGGUUCUGGCAGCGAAGCAGCGCCGACUCAUGCGCCGAUGGCCUCAGAAAGCCUUGGUGGCCCCCCUAGAACCGGAAUGGGAGAGAAAGGUCGAACAAGUAUUGUCUCGCCGAGGUGAAGUUAUUGCGACAACAAUGAAAGGGAUCGAAAUAUACCAAGAUUCUUUUGAACGUUUAAUAAGGGCUCAGCAAUGGCUGAACGAUGAAACGAUUAAUACUUACCUUGAAUGGGUUGUAAAAGCCGGGAACCAAGCAGCUGCGGAUGAUAUGAGGAUCACUGGCGAAGCUCCAAGUAUGAUCCCUAAAUUCAUCGCCCACAACAGUUUCUUUUACACUAUUCUUCUCAAAGAGGGUCCCGCAAGAUCGGAGAGAAUCAUGAAGAGGUUGAAGGUUCCAGGAAUCUCGCUUCUGGAAGUGGACACUGUGUUUGUUCCUGUGAACAAUGGAUCUCAUUGGACUUUAGGCGUUGUGCGCCCUAUAGCAAGGACAAUUGAGUAUUUUGACAGUAUGGGAGGAAGCCCGACGAAAUUUGUCGGGGUGAUGAAGGAGUGGCUGCAGACUGCUUUAGGUAAAGCCUAUAAGGAAUCGGAAUGGUCGGUGCCUAGCACGAAAAGCGCAAGACAAACCAACGGCUACGAUUGUGGAGUUUUCGUCUGCACAAACGCUUUUUGUGUUGCCUUUGGCCUAGACACUUCGUGCUAUGAAGAAAAGGACAUGACCCAACAACGUAAGAACAUAGCGGCCGUUUUGAUGAAUAGAGGAUUCGAGGGCCCGUUUGCCUGGGCGAAGGCAGGAUUAUAA